Messenger RNA from Fulmarus glacialis (Northern fulmar), 972 nucleotides. RefSeq names its product solute carrier family 2 (facilitated glucose transporter), member 8 (gene SLC2A8). NCBI's taxonomy places the organism in Eukaryota, Metazoa, Chordata, Aves, Procellariiformes, Procellariidae. Gene Ontology annotation, biological process: transmembrane transport. The transcript has 6 exons. The record is from RefSeq and is a predicted model, not a curated record. The annotation marks the transcript as partial. Gene Ontology annotation, cellular component: membrane. Gene Ontology annotation, molecular function: transmembrane transporter activity.
GUGGGGGCGGCGUGAUCCUUGUCGGCCUCUCCUGCCUCAGAGUGCAGAACAAGAAGCUGUACCUGGCCGCGUUCGCUGCUGUCCUGGGACCGCUUAGCUUUGGCUUCGUGCUAGGCUAUAGCUCACCUGUUAUUCCAGAGUUGAGGAAAAUCAACGAUCCUAAAUUAAGAUUGGACAGCAAUCAAGCCUCGUGGUUUGGGUCAGUAGUAACAUUAGGAGCUGCUGCUGGAGGAAUACUAGGAGGCUAUCUUGUGGAUAAAGUUGGGAGAAAGCUGAGUCUAAUGCUGUGCUCAAUACCAUAUGGUUUUGGAUAUAUAGUUAUUAUAUCUGCUCAGAAUAUUUGGAUGCUUUAUUUUGGACGAAUGCUGACAGGCUUAGCCAGUGGAAUUACUUCACUUGUUGUUCCGGUGUAUAUAUCUGAAGUAUCUCAUCCUAAAGUCCGUGGUAUGCUUGGCUCUUGUGUUCAGUUGAUGGUGGUGACUGGCAUACUGGGAGCCUAUGUUGCAGGAAUAACGCUAAAGUGGCGCUGGCUGGCAGUGUUGUGUACUUUUCCAUCCUGCAUAAUGCUAUUGUUCAUGUCCUUCAUGCCUGAAACACCAAGAUUUCUGCUAAAUCGGAACAAACGCUCAGAAGCCAUAGCUGCUUUGCACUUUCUGCGGGGACCACAUGUGGACCAUGAAUGGGAAUGUAGGCAGAUUGAAGCUAGUGUUCAGGAAGAGGGACUGAAUCUCUCUGAAUUUAAGAACCCCUCAAUCUACAGGCCACUUCUUAUUGGUGUGGCUCUAAUGUUCUUCCAGCAAGUAACAGGCAUUAAUGCAGUUAUGUUUUAUGCAGAAACUAUCUUUGAAGAUGCAAACUUCAAGGACAGCAGAAUGGCUUCUGUUGUUGUGGGUUCCAUACAAGUAUGUUUCACUGCUGUGGCUGCACUUAUCAUAGAUAAAACUGGACGAAAAGUGCUGCUUUACAUAUCUG